Hemibagrus wyckioides is the source of this 5071-nucleotide messenger RNA. It is a transcript of the gene abcc3, whose product is annotated as ATP-binding cassette, sub-family C (CFTR/MRP), member 3. Gene Ontology annotation, biological process: transmembrane transport. Gene Ontology annotation, molecular function: ATP hydrolysis activity; ABC-type transporter activity; ATP binding. Gene Ontology annotation, cellular component: membrane. The coding region runs from base 221 to 4840 and encodes 1539 amino acids. The record is from RefSeq and is a predicted model, not a curated record. Lineage: Eukaryota; Metazoa; Chordata; Actinopteri; Siluriformes; Bagridae. The transcript is spliced from 31 exons.
GCGACAGCGGGGGGGGCAACACUUUCCCUACACCGUCCAUCUCUCAGCCGGAUUACACACCGCAAGCCGCUCGUGUGUGUGUAUGUGUGUGUGUGUGUGUGUAUGAGUGUGUGUGUGUGUGUGAGAGAGAGAGGUGAUAUAUGUUUGACCAGAAGAAGCUGGGAAGACACAAAACCGCGUUCUGCCUUGAGGGACAGUGGGGUUGAGGCGCAGCGCACAGAUGGAGCUUUUGUGCGGAUCUAAACUUCCCUUCUGGGACCUGAAUCUGACUCUAUACCAUAAAAACCCCGACCUCACAGAGUGCUUUCAGCUUUCUGUGCUUCCAUGGAUCCCCUGCAUCUACCUGUGGGUGGUCUUCCCUUUUUACUUCAUUUACCUCAAGCUGAACAACAGAGGCUACAUUAUGAUGUCUAUAUUAAACAGAAUAAAAACGAUUUGUGGCAUUAUUUUAUGGAUUGUGUGUUGGACAGACCUCUUUGGGUCCUUCAGCGAAAUGGAGCAGCAGAUAUUCAGACCUCCAAUAUACUUUGUCACCCCAUUAAUACUUGGCAUGACUAUGCUAUUAGCCACUUUUCUUAUCCAGUAUGAGCGUCUGAAAGGGGUGCAGUCGUCUGGAGUGCUUUUUAUAUUUUGGAUGAUCUCGGUACUGUGUGCCAUCGUGCCUUUCCGCUCAAAGAUCCUACAGGCCCGACAUGAGGAUGAGGUUGGAGACAAGCUGCGUUUCACAACGUUCUACAUGUAUUUUGCCUUCGUGGUGGCGGAGCUCAUAUUGUCUUGCUUCAAUGAGAAGCCUCCACUCUUCUCCAACGUGGUCACUGAUCCUAAUCCAUGUCCUGAAUCAUCUGCUGGCUUCCUCUCAAGAAUGACCUUCUGGUGGUUUACAAGAAUGGCAAUAAAAGGCUACAAAUCUCCAUUGGAAAACAAAGACCUGUGGUCCCUGAACAAGGAGGACAGCUCGGAGGUGGUCGUACCCAAACUCCUCAGGGAAUGGGAAGUGGAGAAAUCUAAAUUACAGAGGUCUGCGCAGGAAGUGAACGGUCAGGCCGUGUUCUCUAAAGCCGAAGCAGAGACAAAUCACGUGGGUGUAAAUCCUGAGGAGGUGGAAGUGCUGCUUUCCAAGAAGAAGAAAGAGUCACAGCAACCUUCCUUCCUGAAAGCGCUAGUCAGAGCCUUCGGCCCGUACUUCCUUAUCGGCUCGGCCUUCAAGCUGCUGCAGGACGUCAUCGUGUUCAUCAACCCUCAGCUGCUCAGGAUGCUGAUUGAGUUCACCAAAAAUAAAAAUGUGCCGUCAUGGUGGGGCUUCGCGCUGGCCUUCCUCAUGUUUGGCUGUGCUCUACUCCAGACACUUAUCCUGCAUCAGCACUUUCAGUACUGCUUUGUAACAGGCAUGAGGCUGCGCACAGCUAUCAUCGGUGCCAUCUACAGAAAGUCGCUGGUUAUUACCAAUGAAGCGAAGCGCUCCUCCACCGUCGGAGAGAUCGUUAACUUGAUGUCUGUGGACGCUCAGCGCUUUAUGGACCUCACCACGUUCCUGAACAUGCUGUGGUCUGCACCGCUGCAGAUCAUACUGGCUCUCUUCUUCCUCUGGCAGACUCUAGGCGCUUCUGUCCUGGCAGGUGUUGCUGUUAUGGUUCUCCUGAUUCCUUUUAACGCAGUGAUCGCCAUGAAAACCAGAGCGUACCAGGUGGAGCAGAUGCAGUACAAAGACGCCCGCAUCAAGCUGAUGAACGAAAUCCUGAACGGGAUGAAGGUGCUGAAGCUCUACGCCUGGGAACUGUCCUUCAAGGAGAAGAUCUUACAAAUACGACAAAAGGAACUCAGCGUGCUGCGCAAGUCGGGGUACCUCAGCGCCCUGUCCGUCAUGGCCUGGACGAGCGCCCCCUUUCUGGUCGCGCUGACAACGUUUGCUGUGUACGUGAACGUGGACAAAAACCACGUCUUGGACGCAGAGAAGGCUUUUGUCUCGCUUUCCCUGUUCAAUAUCUUAAGAUUUCCCCUGAACAUGCUCCCACAGGUCAUAAGCAGCAUCAUGCAAGCUAGCGUGUCUCUCAAACGCAUUCAGCAUUUCCUGAGUCAUGAUGAGCUGGACCCAGAAAGCGUGGAUAGAAAGCCUGCAGCUUCAGAAUACGCUGUAACUGUGGUGAACGGGAAAUUCACAUGGGCCAAGAAAGAUCCGCCUGCUCUUCAGAACAUUAAUGUGAUGGUACCCCAGGGCUCACUCUUAGCAGUGGUGGGUCAUGUGGGAUGCGGGAAGACGUCUCUUGUGUCAGCUCUGCUCGGAGAAAUGGAGAAGCUCGAAGGACACGUCUCCAUAAAAGGUUCGGUGGCUUAUGUGCCACAGCAGGCGUGGAUCCAGAACGCCACACUGAGGGACAACAUCCUGUUCGGCAGACCCUACGUAGAGGACAAGUACCGCCGCGUGCUGGAUGCCUGCGCCCUCACCCCUGACCUCGACGUACUUCCUGGGGGUGACCAAACAGAGAUAGGAGAGAAGGGAAUUAAUCUUUCUGGAGGUCAGAGGCAGAGGGUGAGUCUGGCCAGAUCUCUGUACAGCGAGGCAGACGUUUACCUCCUGGAUGACCCGCUGUCUGCCGUAGAUGCCCAUGUCGCCAAGCACAUCUUUGACAAUGUCAUCGGGCCAGAGGGGGCGCUCCGUCAAAAGACACGACUCCUGGUGACCCACAGUAUCAGCUUCCUGCCCCAGGUGGAUAACAUCAUGGUGCUAGUGGAGGGCAGGGUAUCAGAGAUGGGCUCGUACCAGGUCUUGCUCAAUGAGAAUGGGGCAUUCGCUGAGUUCCUGAGGAACUACUCUUUAGAGGAGAUAAUGGAGGAUGACGAAGUGACAGAAGUGUUAAUUGACGAGGAAGAGUUAUUCCCUGACGAUGCUCUCAGUAUCCACACCGAUAUGGUGGACCAAGAACCUGCAGUCAACGAGGCUCGAAGACAGUUUAUGAGGCAAAUCAGCAUCAUGUCUAAUGAUAUGGAGAACACAAGGACGAAAUCAGUCCGUAAGCGUCGCUUCAGCGAGAAGAGGCAUGGAGAACCACCGCAGGAGAAGAAGGAGUCCAAAGUGGAGAAGCUUAUCCAGGCUGAGACUGCGGAGACUGGCCGGGUGAAACUCAAGGUUUACUGGGAGUAUGUGAAAGCUGUGGGGCCGUUGAUGUCCCUCCUCAUCUGCUUCCUGUACGCCGCUCAGAGCGCAGCAGCUAUUGGCGCCAACAUUUGGCUCACCGUGUGGACAAAUGACACCCAGGAGAGCACCAGAGAAGACAAUGUACCGAUGAGAGUGGGGGUGUAUGCAGCACUGGGCAUUACACAAGGUGUGCUGAUUCUGGCUAACUCGUUACUGAGCCGGGUCUACGCUAUGCUGAAGGCUGCCCACUUCACCCACCUCCACAUGCUCGGCGCCGUUCUGAGGGCGCCGCCGGCCUUUUUUGAGUCCAACCCCACAGGGCGCUUGUUGAAUCGCUUCGGCAAGGAUGUGGACACGAUAGACUGUCUCAUUCCAGAAAAUAUUGAUAUCUGGAUGCGCACUUUCUGGUACACAGUCACUGUGCUGGUCAUAUGCUCUGCCCUCACCCCUAUGUUCUUCAUAGUCAUAGUGCCGUUAACGAUGUUCUAUUGGUGGGUCCAGAGAUUUUAUGUAGCCACCUCGCGGCAGCUAAAGAGACUGGAGUCGGUCAGUAGAUCUCCUAUAUACUCUCAUUUUUCGGAGACCAUCACCGGCACUAGCGUGAUCCGUGCGUUCGGGCUCAACACGCCUUUUGUGCUCAUGAGUGAUAUGAAAGUGGAUGAGAACCAAAAGAGUUACUACCCUGGUAUUGUUUCCAACAGGUGGCUGGGAGUACGGAUCGAGUUUAUUGGGAAUUGCAUCGUGCUGUUUGCUGCUCUGUUCGCCGUCAUCGGGAAGGGAGACCUCAGCGAAGGACUGGUGGGGCUAUCGGUCACUUACGCCCUGCAGGUCACCAUGUCCCUGAACUGGAUGGUGAGAAUGACCUCUGACCUUGAGAGCAACAUUGUUGCAGUAGAGAGAGUGAAGGAGUACUCCGAGACGCCACCGGAGGCACCGUGGGAGGUGGAGGACAAAAAGCCUUCACCUGACUGGCCUGCUGAGGGCAACGUGGAGUUUUCUGACUACAGCGUGAGGUAUCGCGAGGGACUCGACUUGGUGCUGAAGAACAUUUCCCUCCAGGUGAAAGGAGGAGAAAAGAUUGGCAUUGUGGGUAGGACCGGAGCUGGCAAGUCCUCCAUGACACUGUGUCUGUUUCGUCUGCUGGAGGCAGCAGAAGGGGAAAUCAGCAUCGACGGAGUAAAGAUCGCUGAGAUCGGCCUGCACGACCUCAGAUCCAAGCUCACCAUCAUCCCCCAGGAACCGGUUCUCUUCUCAGGGACGUUGAGGAUGAACCUCGACCCUUUUGAAAAAUACAGUGAUGACGAUAUUUGGAACGCUCUGAAACUUUCUCACUUACACAAGUUUGUCAGCAACCAGACAGCUAAGCUGGAGUUGGAGUGUUCGGAAGGAGGAGAGAAUUUAAGUGUGGGACAGAGGCAGCUCGUGUGUUUGGCUCGAGCCUUGCUAAGGAAGACCAGAAUCCUCAUCCUGGAUGAAGCCACAGCUGCUAUUGACUUGGAGACAGAUGAUCUUAUCCAGUCCACCAUCCGCACACAGUUCGAGGACUGCACAGUCUUCACCAUCGCUCACAGACUCAACACCAUCAUGGACUACACAAGAGUUCUGGUGUUGGACAAGGGACAGAUAGCAGAGUUUGACACGCCAGCGAACCUUAUUGCACAGAAAGGAAUAUUCUAUGGCAUGGCAAAAGACGCAGGGUUGGCGUGAGCCUGCAAAGCUGAAGAAACACAACAGUGCCUUCAUCUACAGAGAGACAGUGAAUGUAUCUUUGUUUUCUUAUUCAGCUGGAUCUGUAAUUGUUUGGUUUUUUGUUUUUGUUUUUUUGCAUUAUUGUUGUUUUAUAUGAACUGCAGUGCUAUGGUUACUAUGGCCACUUCAUUUUCACGAUGAACCUGUCUAUUUUUGUACGGUAUUAUUUAAUUCACAAUAGGGGAAAAA